Molecule: messenger RNA, 2517 nt
Organism: Tilletiopsis washingtonensis
Lineage: Eukaryota; Fungi; Basidiomycota; Exobasidiomycetes; Entylomatales
Product: putative PRP43-involved in spliceosome disassembly
Exons: 9
Coding region: 98-2440 (780 amino acids)
Cellular component (GO): spliceosomal complex; intracellular anatomical structure
Molecular function (GO): RNA helicase activity; ATP binding; RNA binding
Source: RefSeq, a predicted model, not a curated record
UCUCCACCACGCCUCUCCUUGCCGCCUCACUCUCGCGCUCGUCCUCGCAGCGCACUAGCAGCGGACCCACUCUCCCUCUUUUGAGCUCUCUGCCACCAUGGCUGGCCCGCCAGGACCGCCGCCGGGCCCGCCGCCGGCUGCGCCGCGCGACAACCCCUACCUCGCCCACCUGCCGCCGCAGGAGCGCGGUGCCUCCUCCUCCGCUGCUGCCGGCUCAGACCCGCUCGCCGGCUUCAUCCCGCGCAAGGUGACGGGCGAGCAGGCGCGCCGCGCCAUGGACGGCGACAUCAAUCCCUUCGCCGCCACGCCCGGGCGCGCCUUCAGCGCCCGCUACCGCGCCAUUCUCGAGAAGCGCAAGGCGCUGCCCGUCUACAACCAGAUCGACGAGUUCUACGAGAAGUUCAACGAAAGCCAGAUCAUGGUCAUGAUCGGCGAGACGGGCAGUGGCAAGACGACGCAGAUCCCGCAAUUCGUGGCAUACUCAGAUCUGCCGCACACGAAGAAGGUGACGGGCGACGAUGGGCAGCAGGCGCCGCUCAUGAUUGCGUGCACGCAACCGCGUCGUGUCGCCGCCAUGAGCGUGGCGAAGCGCGUGGCCGAGGAGAUGGAUGUCGCGCUGGGCAAGGAGGUCGGAUACACGAUCCGUUUCGAGGACUGCACUGACCGGCGCACGACGUUCCUCAAGUACAUGACCGACGGCAUGCUGCUGCGCGAGGCGAUGAACGACCACCUGCUCUCGCGGUAUAGCUGCAUCAUCCUCGACGAGGCGCACGAGCGCACGCUGGCAACCGACAUUCUGAUGGGCCUGCUCAAGGACGUGGCCAAGCGUCGGCCAGACCUGAAGAUCAUCGUCAUGUCCGCCACGCUCGACGCGCUCAAGUUCCAGAAGUACUUCAACGACGCACCGCUGCUGCGCGUGCCCGGCCGCACCUUCCCCGUAGAGACGUUCUACACGCCCGAGCCGGAGCCAGACUAUCUCGAGGCGGCGAUCCGCACUGUGCUGCAGAUCCACCAGGCCGAGGACGAGGGCGACGUGCUGGUGUUCCUCACGGGUGAGGAGGAGAUCGAGGACGCGUGCCGCAAGAUCAAGGCCGAGGCAGACGAGCUCAGCUCGAGCCAGCCGGACCUCUGCGGCCCGCUCAAGGUGGUGCCGCUGUACUCGAGUCUGCCGCCGGCGCAGCAGCAGCGCAUCUUCGAGCCGGCGCCCGAGCCGCUCAAGAAGGGCGGCCCGCCGGGCCGCAAGGUCGUGAUCAGCACCAACAUCGCCGAGACGUCGCUGACGAUCGACGGUAUCGUCUACGUCGUGGACCCCGGCUUCUCGAAGCAGAAGGUGUACAACCCGCGCAUCCGUGUCGAGUCGCUGCUCGUGUCGCCGAUUUCCAAGGCGUCGGCGCAGCAGCGCAUGGGCCGCGCCGGACGCACGCGGCCCGGCAAGUGCUUCCGGCUGUACACCGAGAAGGACUUUGUCUCGGAGCUCAUCGAGCAGACGUACCCGGAGAUCCUGCGCUCCAACCUCGCCAACACGGUGCUGGAGCUGAAGAAGCUCGGCAUCGACAACCUCGUCACCUUUGACUACAUGGACCCGCCCGCGCCCGAGACGAUCAUGCGCGCGCUCGAGCUGCUGAACUACCUCGCGGCCUUCGACGACGAGGGCAACCUCACGCCGCUCGGCACCAUCAUGGCCGAAUUCCCGCUCGACCCGCAGCUGGCCAAGAUGCUAAUCAUCAGCCCCGAGUUCAAGUGCUCCAACGAAAUUCUCACCGUGGCGGCGAUGCUCUCGGUGCCGAACGUGUUCGUGCGGCCAAACGCGCAGCGGCAGCAGGCCGACCAGGCACGGGCUGCCUUUGCUCAUCCCGAGGGCGACCACCUGACCCUGCUGAACGUGUACCACGCCUACAAGACGAACUGCCCGGACCCGUCGACGGCCUCGAACUGGUGCUGGCAGAACUUCCUCUCGUACCGCACGCUGCAACAGGCCGACAACGUGCGGCAGCAGCUCUCGCGCACGAUGGAGCGCUACGACCUCGAUCUCGUCUCGACGCCGUUUGAGAACAAGAACUACUACACACAGAUCCGGCAAGCGAUCACAUGCGGCUUCUUCAUGCAGGUGGCACACAAGGAGGCGUCCGGCAGCAAGGGCAGCUACGCGACGAUGGACGGGCAGAUCGUCGCGCCGCACCCGAGCUCGACGAUCGAGAGCAUGCCGCCGUUCCUGCUCUACCACGAGUUUGUGCUGACGACGCGCAACUUCAUCCGCACCAUCACCGAGGUGCGCCCGGAGUGGCUGCUGGAGUACGCACCGACCUACUACAGCCCGAGCAACCUGCCCGACGGCGAGGUCAAGCGCAUCAUGCAGCGCCUUGUUGCCGGCAAGGGCGCCGGCACCGAGCGCGGCGACUCCGGCGCGCAGCGGCCCAAGUCGAAGAAGGCGAAGCGCUGAGCGUGCGCACGUCACGAUAUGCACAAGGGACGCACGCGGUGGUAAUAGAGAUGCAUUGUGCGGGGACACGCACAGGC